GCGCGGUGCGAGCCCGCGGGGCCUGCCCCGGGCCCCGUUACCCGCCCGCAGGGUGGGGCGGCCCCGCCCCGGCCCCGCUGCCCACUGCCGGGCGGAGCCGCUCGGCGCCGGUGCGAGCGCGGCGCAGCGGGCCCGGCCUGGAGACUCUGCUUGCUGUUGGAAGAUGGGAGAGAUAGAAGGAACCUACAGAGUUCUGCAGACACCGGGCUCUCGUUUGGGUGCCCAGAAGAGCUCAGGAGUGAGUACCUUGGAGCCAGGACAGAACCUCCUGACUGCCAUGGCAGCAUCGCCUGCCAAAGCGCACGAGCGCGACCUCCCCGUCAAAAUCAAGAUGUUGGACAACACGGUGGAAGUUCUUGACAUUGAGUCAAAAUGUUAUGGCCAGACAUUAUUGACAGAAGUUUACAAGCAUCUGAAUUUGAUUGAGUCAGACUACUUUGGAAUUGAGUUCCAGAAUAUCCAGUCAUAUUGGAUUUGGCUGGAACCUAUGAAACCUGUUAUUAAACAAGUACGGAGACCAAAGACUACAAUGCUUCGUCUGGCUGUAAAGUUUUUCCCUCCUGACCCGGGUCAGCUGCAAGAGGAAUAUACUAGGUACCUGUUUGCAUUGCAAAUCAAGAGGGACCUGGCAGAGGAGAGGCUGACCUGCAGUGACAACACAGCUGCCCUGCUGGUCUCCCACCUUCUGCAGUCUGAAAUAGGAGAUUUUGAUGAAUCAGAAGAUCGAGAACACCUUAAAACAAAUCAGUAUUUGCCAAACCAGGAAAAACUUGAAGGAAAGAUCCUGGAGUUCCACAGGAAGCAUGUGGGUCAAACUCCUGCUGAAUCUGACUUUCAAGUGCUUGAAAUCGCCCGGAAACUGGAGAUGUAUGGCAUCAGAUUCCACCUCGCCUCCGACCGUGAGGGCACCAAAAUCAAUCUGGCAGUUUCACACAUGGGUGUGCUGGUGUUCCAGGGUAACACAAAAAUCAAUACCUUCAACUGGUCCAAGGUCCGUAAGCUGAGCUUCAAGAGGAAAAGAUUUCUUAUUAAGCUCCACCCAGAGGGCCCAUAUCAAGAUACCUUGGAGUUUCUUUUGGGAAGUAGGGAUGAGUGUAAAAACUUCUGGAAAAUCUGUGUAGAGUAUCACACAUUCUUUAGGCUCUUCGACCAGCCAAAGCCAAAGGCUAAAGCAGUGUUCUUCACCAGAGGGUCAUCAUUCAGAUACAGUGGGCGAACACAGAAGCAACUAGUGGAUUAUAUAAAGGACAGUGGGAUGAAGAGAACCCCAUAUGAAAGGAGGCACAGCAAGGUCAGAGCAUCCACCCGCACCUCGAACGCAGACGUGCCAAAGCAGAGUGUCCCAUUCACUGAGGGCUUGAGAACUCCAGGGUCUCCUGCCUCAACAGCUGCCCCCUUCCACUCAGUUCACUCCUUGGCCAGUCCUGCUUCUAUCCUGCCCAUGUUUGCUGAACCCAGCCCCUCCUCCUUGGACCCCCGAGCACCGUACACAAGGAUUCCAGACAAAACCACUGCAGCACCAGUGGAAGAAGUGGGGAGGAAGCUGAUGCAGCAGCCUGGAUCUCCCGUGCUCCAAGGCGUGCCCGUGGACCAUCCCCAGCUGUCCUCCCUUGUGCUGAAGAGUCCCCUGGGCUUGCCCCCAGCCUUUCAGGUGAAUGCAGUCACCCAGGGCUCAUCCCCUGUGCUCAGCCCUGUCCUCAGCGAUGCUGGCGGCGCCAGGAUAGAGGAGGAUGACGAAAUGAAGAGGAAGCGCUGCCCCACUGACAAGGCAUACUUCAUAGCAAAGGAGAUCCUUGCCACAGAACGCACCUAUUUAAAGGACCUGGAGGUCAUUACAGUGUGGUUCCGCAGUGCCGUGAUCAAGGAGAAUGCCAUGCCAGAGGGCCUGAUGACACUGCUCUUCUCCAACAUAGACCCCAUCUACGAGUUCCACCGAGGCUUUCUGAAGGAGAUUGAGCAGAGGCUCUCACUCUGGGAAGGCAGAAGCAAUGCCCACGUGAAAGGGGAUUUCCAGCGCAUCGGAGACGUCAUGCUCAGGAACAUGCGCUCUCUGAAGGAGUUCACCAGUUACCUGCAGAAACACGACGAGGUCCUGACGGAACUGGAGAAAGCAACCAAACGCCUCAAGAAGCUGGAGACGGUUUAUAAGGAGUUUGAGCUGCAGAAGGUUUGCUACCUGCCCCUCAACACCUUUCUGCUCAAACCCAUCCAGAGACUGAUGCACUACAAGCUGAUCCUGGGGAGGCUGUGCAAGCACUACACGGCAGAGCACCGGGACUUCGCCGACUGCCGCAAUGCCCUGAAGGAAGUCACAGAAAUGACCUCACAGCUACAGCACAGCCUCAUCCGCCUGGAAAACUUCCAGAAGCUCACAGAGCUGCAGCAUGACCUGAUUGGGAUAGACAAUCUCACAGCACCUGGCAGGGAGUUUAUCCGGGAAGGUUGCUUGUACAAGCUCACUAAGAAGGGCUUACAGCAGCGGAUGUUCUUUCUGUUCUCAGAUAUGUUACUGUACACAAGCAAAGGGGUCACAGGGACAAAUCAGUUCAAAAUCCACGGGCACCUCUCUCUGCAUGGCAUGUUGGUGGAGGAGAGUGAGAAUGAAUGGUCUGUCCCACACUGCUUCACAAUCUAUUCUGCACAGAAAACCAUAGUGGUGGCAGCCAGCACCCGCCUGGAGAUGGGCAAGUGGAUGGAAGACCUGAACGUGGCAAUUGAAAUGGCCAAGAAAUCCACAGAGAAAUCCGAGAUGCUUCUGGAAAACUCCGUCUGCAACCGCUCCAACAGAUCCUCUGAUGAGGUCUCAGUAGAGCAGGAGUCCGAAGAUGACAUUCACUCCUCCCGUAGCUCCCUGGACAGGCAGAGCCAGCACCGUGCCAACACCACGGUGCACGUGUGCUGGUACCGCAACACCAGCGUCUCCAUGGCCGACCACAGCGCGGCCGUCGAGAACCAGCUCUCUGGGUAUUUGCUGAGGAAGUUCAAGAACAGCAAUGGCUGGCAGAAACUGUGGGUCGUCUUCACCAACUUCUGCUUGUUCUUCUACAAGACACACCAGGAUGAUUAUCCCCUGGCCAGCCUCCCCCUGCUCGGCUACACCGUCAGCUGCCCUGUGGAGGCAGAUGGCAUUCAGAAGGAUUAUGUCUUCAAGCUGCAGUUCAAGUCCCACGUGUAUUUCUUCAGGGCUGAGAGCAAAUACACCUUUGAGAGGUGGAUGGAGGUGAUCAAAAGAGCCACCAGCUCUCCUGCCAGGUCGAGCCUGCUGCUUCCCAAGGAGAAGGACACUCACACAGAGUGACGUGGGGCAGAGCUGGAUCUCUGCUGGCAACACCAUCCAAACAGGCGGGAACAGCAGGCUCUGCAGUUGGCAAAGCAAAGACCAGGAGGCUCCUUCCCCCCAGAAUGGAAAGUGGGAGUGAGGGGCUGCAGCCAGGGAUCACAUCCAUUCCCAGUGGGGUGGAAGAGGGGCAAGUCUGUUCCAGCUGAACCUACAGCAGCAGUGCUGGGUGCACACGUCGUGGAAGGGCUCUUGUUCCAUUGUACCUGUACAGUGACACCUUCACCUGCCCUGCAGGCAGCUCCCACCUUCUUUUUACAUUUUGACUGGAUGAUCAGCACGCAUGGGAGAAAAGCAGCAGCUUCCAGGGGUGCAGCUGGCUGGCAGCAGUGGGUGCAGGGCUCCCUGCCCCGGCUGCUCGUGGGGCUGGCAGCACAACCUGUCCUGCUGCUGCUGUAACCAGCACAGCUGCCUCAGACCAACAGGAACACACCACGUGCUGGCUCCCUCCCAGCUCAUUCUGAAGCUCUCCCAGGACAGCUGUGCUCCUCAGGAGCUGCCAAGGCAGCAGGUUUCCAGGCAAGCAGGAAGACUGAGUCUCUGCUGAGCUGUCGAGGUAUUGGUGGAUUGUGGGUCGGUGCAGGGGGGUGCAUGGUUUGUCCUCUGGGCUCAAUCACUGCUCUCAUAUCACAGCUCCAGUUCUUUAUCCUGUAGUAGGAGUUAAGUAAGGCAUGGGAUGGCAAACACUCUCCACUCUGGUGUGGGUGAUGUUUUCAAGGCAUUUAAGCACUGUAGGAGAACAAGCCUCUGGAAGUCACUGUUGCUUGUGCUUUUGUCAUGCAAAGACUUGUGAAAAUCCCUCAUCUUCUAUUUCAGUUUGGGGUGGGAUCCAUCUUCUGUUUCUCAUGAAGGUAAAAGUCACUGGAUUCCAGAUGGAGCAUUAGUGUCUGUGGACUCUAUUAAAUUUCUGUAUUAAAUCUGAAAUGUUUGCAGCUUGUUCUCUUUUGUAAAGCUGUCACCUUUGGGUGCCUCCACAGAAGGACUGACAUUUGCUAAGUGCCACAAGAUGCUGUUGGACGUGGCUUUGAGGGGCUGUGGGGACUCUGGUUUGUAGUAGAUAGAGAAGUGUUUGUGUACUAAUGGAAGGAACAAUGCAGUGAAGCAAAAAUGAAGUGAAAGCAAAAGGAAAGUGUUGCAUGCUCUGAGGAUGGAGGAAUGUGGAGAUCCCAUGGGACAAUGGGAUGGACAGAGUGUUCAGUUAUGGUCUCAAGCAUUUGUGGGAUGAGGACUGAAGGGAGGGGGAAUCCAGAGGGAUUUUCUUGCUUGGCAUUUGCAUCCUAGAGGAGUGACUGCAGAUCCAGCCUUUGCCACCACUGUCACAAAGACCAUUGUCCCAUCUAAGUUAAAUGUACUUAAUUUAUUAGCAUCUUCAUUUAUUAUUUUUUUAAUUACCUGUUGUAGGUGUAUCCAUGUGGAUUGAUUAGACAUGUUAUACUGUGGCUGAAUGUGACUGUUCAAAGUAAAUAGCAUCUUGGUAUAAAA
Passer domesticus (house sparrow) is the source of this 4819-nucleotide messenger RNA. It is a transcript of the gene FARP2, whose product is annotated as FERM, ARH/RhoGEF and pleckstrin domain protein 2. The transcript is spliced from 27 exons. The record is from RefSeq and is a predicted model, not a curated record. Gene Ontology annotation, molecular function: guanyl-nucleotide exchange factor activity. Lineage: Eukaryota; Metazoa; Chordata; Aves; Passeriformes; Passeridae. Gene Ontology annotation, cellular component: cytoskeleton. The coding region runs from base 164 to 3298 and encodes 1044 amino acids.